AUGGGUCUGUUGACAGAAGGGCAACCGCUCACCUGGGAAGAGACGAAACAAUUAGCUGAUCACGUUAGACAGCAUGGUGUUGAUCAGUUUUUGAACUUAUACCAUCAACUGUUGGAUCGCAAAGGAGAUGUUCUGAAAUGGGGUGAUGAGGUUGAAUACAUAAUUGUCAAAUUUGACCAUACGAACAAAACUGCAAAAGUUAGACUUUGUGCACAAGAAAUUUUAGGUCAACUCAACGAAAAAGAAGCAAACGACCCAUACAAUGUAAAAUCGCUGUGGAGGCCUGAAUAUGGGGCUUACAUGAUCGAGGGUACUCCUGGAAAACCGUACGGUGGCCUUUUGGCCCACUUCAACAUAGUAGAAGCGAAUAUGCGGUAUCGCAGAGAGGAAGCACAACAAUUACUCGGGCCGGACGAGGUGCUGAUGACCAUUACGAAUUUCCCCAGGCUUGGAUGUCCAGAGUUCACGUGGCCCGUGGAUCAGCCGACACCCAAGAUCGGCCCUUCACGUUCACUGUUCAUACCAGACUCGGCGAUUUACAAAGGACAUCCGAGGUUCUCUACGCUCACCAGGAAUAUACGGCAACGGAGAGGGGAGCGAGUGGCCAUAAACAUUCCGAUAUUCAAAGAUGAAAAUACUCCAAGUCCGUUCGAAGAAGAUUUGAUCAGCAUCGGCGGGGAUACAGACAGUUUGAACGCGGCACUACCCGAUCAUGUAUACAUGGAUGCCAUGGCAUUCGGCAUGGGUUGCUGUUGCUUACAGAUGACAUUUCAAGCGUGUUGCAUCAAAGAAGCUCGAACUCUUUAUGAUCAGCUCACUCCGCUGUGUCCGAUUCUGUUGGCAUUGACAGCGGCUUCGCCUGUAUUUCGAGGGUACCUAACAGACGUAGACUGUCGCUGGGAUGUAAUAUCUCGGUCAGUGGACUGUCGCACGCGACAAGAAAGGGGAUUGGAACCGUUGACCACAGAUAAGUUUGUUAUUCCCAAAUCGCGUUACGAUUCUACCACAUUGUAUCUAUCGAGCCAAGGAGAAAAGUUUAACGAUGUGCCGCUGGUAUACGACAAAACAAUCUACAACAAACUUAAGAGCGCUGACAUCGAUCACCAGAUGGCUCAGCACGUAGCACACCUAUUCAUUCGGGAUACUGUAUCUUUGUUUAACGAAAAAGUGCAUCAAGAUGAUACUGUCGAGAUGGAUCACUUUGAAAACAUACAGUCGACUAACUGGCAGACAAUGCGGUUUAAGCCGCCUCCGCCUAAAUCAACGAUCGGUUGGCGUGUAGAAUUCCGACCAUGUGAAGUGCAACUAACCGAUUUUGAAAACGCCGCGAUCGUGUGCUUCGUCGUCCUACUCACCAGGGUCAUUUUGUCGUAUCAAUUAAACUUCAUCAUUCCCAUUAGCAAAGUGGAUGAGAAUAUGUCAAAAGCUCAAAAACGAUCUGCUGCCCUGACGGAGAAAUUUUGGUUUCGCAAAAACAUAGCUGCUUCUACGUCUAAAACCGCGAACGUCGACAUAAAUAGUUCCAACGAUGAUGCCACUUACACGACGAUGUCCAUAAAUGAAAUCAUUAACGGAAAAAUGGGCGAAUUCCCUGGUCUCAUCCCAUUAAUUCACAGUUACUUGUCUAGCAUGGAAGUUGACACAGACACGCAUUGUACCAUCCAACAGUAUCUAAAGCUCAUUUCGCGUCGUGCGUCCGGCCAAAUCGACACGACAGCUAGUUGGAUACGUCGGUUUAUCCAAGAACAUCCGGCGUACAAACGAGAUUCUGUCGUUAGCGAUGAAAUCAAUUAUGACCUAUUAAUGACGGCCGACGGCAUCCAGUCUGGUCGCAUUUCUUGUCCUCGACUUUUGGGAGACUGUCUGCUAGCCAACUCAAAAACAAAGGAAACAAUACCGCCGGCCGUGCAAAAGGUAUAUUCUUGUACUCCGUAGAUGUGCAUAGUAUGUUGCUGUUAUCCUGUUAUUCAAUAAUAAUUGUUGUGCUUUAUUGAAGUACCAUCAGUAACAAUAAAUAACACUAUAUUUUAUUAAAAUAAGAAUUUAUUUAAUAUCAUAAAUUUUUAUACUUUAUAUAUUAUAAUAUAAUAAUAAUUGAUUAAUAAAAGUAACAUAUUAUAUAUAAAAUAAAAUAGGGCAUAUUAUUGGGAAUUAUUAGGAAAGAACAUUAUACCUAUAUUGUACAAGGUACACACACACACACACACACACACACACACAUAUAUAUAUAUAUAUAAUAUAUAAAUUACGUUUUUUAAAACUGUUUAUUAUUUUAAUAUAUUAUUGUAUACAUUAAAUAAAUAAAUAAAAGUUGAUUGACAUGCUUAGUCGCUGUCUUCGUUUUUAAAGUA
This is a messenger RNA of Rhopalosiphum maidis (corn leaf aphid), 2351 nucleotides long. It is a transcript of the gene Gclc, whose product is annotated as glutamate--cysteine ligase catalytic subunit. Gene Ontology annotation, cellular component: glutamate-cysteine ligase complex. The transcript is spliced from 12 exons. Bases 1 to 1935 code for a protein of 644 amino acids. The record is from RefSeq and is a predicted model, not a curated record. Gene Ontology annotation, molecular function: glutamate-cysteine ligase activity. Lineage: Eukaryota; Metazoa; Arthropoda; Insecta; Hemiptera; Aphididae. Gene Ontology annotation, biological process: glutathione biosynthetic process.